GGUUAGAACAAAUGGGAUUUUUUUCCAUCCCAGCUGUAGGACUGCAUUCAGGGGCAAGUUAAAUUCUGUUUACAGUGCCAAUGAUACACAUAAAAUGCAAAGAAAUAGUUCUUAGCGCAGGAAAUACAUUUAGGAUUCAAUGGGCGAAGGUAAUUUUCCUGUUGUGUAUCGCUCACACGCUAUCGCCUGUAAAUCUAGUUUGAAUACUCUCGAUCUCUUCCUUUGAUGGUUUAAGUGAUCUCGCCUAAUUUCAGAAACAAACGAUGCUUUUCACAGCUGAGAAAUUGUAUCGAAAGAUUCUAUUAUUGCACAUCACAGGAAUGUUUGUUGGUACAAUAUAUUGUUGUUAACCCCAGAACAUAAGCAUGGCCAUACUGGGUCAGACCAAAGGUCCAUAAAGCUCAGUAUCCUGUCAAUACCAGGUGCUUCAGAGGCAAUGAACAGAACUGAUGGUUGCUUUUUUUUUUUUUUUUUUUUAAAGUCAGGCUUUCCUUUUGCUAAACUGACAAAUCACUCGAUGCAUAUUUAUCAAUGCAGGGGGAAAGAAAGGUUAGUGUGGUAAAUAUCUUUGAACAGAGAUCGCGUGGAGAUUUAUAGUUCAUCUAAUACCGUGUAUGUCAUGCAUGUAGACAGAAUAAUUUAGAGUCCCCUCUUCGCCCCCCCCCCCCAUCGUGUGUGUGAAUUAAAUAUACAUUUUUCGGAUGAAAAGAUUUAAAUGCAUUUUAAAAAAAAAAUCAACUUUUAUAAUCAUCUAACACUUCGUAGAAAGGCAAACAUUUAAAAUGCAACUAAAGAUGGUCCCUUUUUUGACUGUAAUAAACUAGGUUUGAGAUUGACAAGAAAUGUUUAUUUCUCCUCCUAAACAUAAAGCAGGUUAAAGAGGGGAGCUCUAAAUAAUGAGGCAAGGAAAUCCAUGCACUGUCCCUUUAACUAUGGAACAUCUGAUUCCUUCAUCUGGCAGAUGGUCUUUGAGCACAGAUUUGCAUUCAUUGUCUUGAAAUCUGUUUUCGCGUUGGUGUUAUAUAGAUUUCAGGGGAAGAUCUAUGCACAGAUCAGAAUACAAAAGAGCCAGGAAGAAAAUAACGCCAAGCCAAAAAGAUUUUUUUGUUUGUUUGUUUGUUUUUUAAAAAAGGAACCACUCUCUGGUUCGUGGAUGAAUAUAGCUGUGUCCUGUCAGCGGCUACAUUUUUUGCCUAGAUGCAACGCAAUAAAAAGUUUGAAGGGACGAUUUCAGAGCUCUGGUGUCGUGUGAAAUUGUGGAUGCAUUUUAUGGAUUGGAUAGGUGUGGAGCUCUCUCUUUCUCCCUCGCUGACGCGCACAAUCUGUCCCCAACCCCGCAAGUUUAUAGAGAGCACCUUCCAGUGCCCCCAGAGCCAGAUAUUUGGAUUAGAUCCUGUUAAGUUUUCGCUGAUAAUCUCGCUAACAGUGCUCCUAAAACAGUAGGAGUAAUAAGACUUUCCAGAUUUUCAAAAAAGGACGUUUGCUUUAUUGUUUGUUUGUUACAAAACUCAUCAUCUGAUGGCAGGGACACACAUACGAUAAGGCUCCUAGAAAUUUUCUCUCUCUCUCUCUUCUUUUUUUUUUUUUUUUUUUUUUAAGAAUAAGAGGAUAAUACCCUAGCCUGAGUGGGUUCCCAUCUGAGGUUAACAAAUUGAAAGCGAAGUAAUUUUGGGAAGGAACUUACUCAACAAUCAGAAAAGUCUGAGGACUUUUGCUUCUCUGCCCACUUUCCCAUUGGCAAUUGUUGGUAGCCCGGAGCUGGAGUUAUGAGUGUGUAUCCGCUUGAUAAUUGUCUGCACUCCUCCAAUCGGGUGAGCCUAUGCAAAUCGAGCCCCCUAAUAUGGAAAUCGGCCCCGCCCCCUCGCCCGUCGCUUUUCUCCCGGUGCUGUAACCCAUUGAUGGGGACUGGCUUGGGGAAGCAUCCUGGCUCCCGCAGUUCGCUGUGUAAUCAGACUCCCUCGCUCCAUUGCUCCCUUUCUUUCACGAUUUAUCGCGAUUCUUUUUUUGGAUUAGGCAGCAAUCCGUCCUCUUCCCCGUGUCCUUGAGAAACAGGUGAUCCAGCGGUCAGUGUUUGGAUGCUGUUGCCUCUCCGGCGUUUGCAGGAUGAUAGGACCGGGCGAGCCUGCAUGAGAGCAUAACUUUGCUUUGCAAGAGGGAAAACUUUUUUUUUUGUUUGUUUUUUGUUUUUUUGGGAAGGCCUUUUCAGCAGCUCACGUAGCCUUUAGAAGCAGAAGAAGUUGGUUUUAAAGCUGAACUUCAGUGGUUUUGGGAUCUCUGUGGGUGUGGGUGUCAAUUUCAAAGGCUGCUGUUUUUUUUUGUUUGGGGUUUUUUUUUUUUUUUUUUAAAGAAACUGUUGCCGGUUGGAAUAGACUUCUUAAAUGUUUGGGAUUCAAGAUACUUUAGGAAGAGGACCGAUUCUGAAAGAGAAAUCUCUCGCGUCUGAAAUGGAUCCCGUCAGGUCCUGGGUCAGAAAUGUUGGGGUUGUGGAUGCAAACGUAGCUGCACAAAGCGGCGUAGCUUUGUCCAGAGCCCACUUUGAAAAGCAGCCACCUUCCAACUUGAGGAAAUCCAAUUUCUUUCAUUUUGUCCUGGCUCUCUACGAUAGGCAGGGGCAGCCGGUGGAAAUAGAGAGGACCGCCUUUGUGGACUUCGUAGAAAAUGAUAAAGAACAAGGCAAUGAAAAGACCAAUAACGGCACACACUACAAACUUCAGCUCCUUUACAGCAAUGGUGUCAGAACUGAACAGGACCUGUUUGUUAGGCUCAUCGAUUCAGUCACGAAACAGCCCAUCACUUAUGAAGGCCAGAACAAGAAUCCAGAGAUGUGCAGAGUUCUGCUUACUCACGAAGUCAUGUGCAGCCGGUGCUGUGAAAAGAAAAGUUGCGGCAACAGAAACGAGACUCCCUCGGAUCCUGUGAUCAUCGACAGAUUCUUCUUGAAAUUUUUCCUCAAGUGCAAUCAGAAUUGUUUGAAAACAGCAGGGAACCCCAGAGACAUGAGACGUUUCCAGGUUGUGUUAUCAACAACAGUGAAUGUUGAUGGACAUGUAUUGGCAGUGUCUGACAACAUGUUUGUUCAUAACAACUCUAAACAUGGACGGAGAGCGAGGAGACUUGACCCCUCAGAAGCCACACCAUGCAUCAAAGCUAUUAGCCCAAGUGAAGGCUGGACUACAGGGGGCGCAAUGGUGAUCAUUAUAGGAGACAAUUUCUUCGAUGGGCUACAAGUUGUAUUUGGGACCAUGCUUGUAUGGAGUGAGCUUAUCACACCUCACGCUAUUCGAGUCCAGACCCCCCCUCGUCACAUUCCUGGUGUAGUCGAAGUCACACUGUCGUAUAAAUCCAAACAGUUCUGCAAAGGAGCCCCGGGCAGGUUUAUUUACACCGCUUUAAAUGAACCCACCAUCGAUUAUGGUUUCCAGAGACUGCAAAAGGUCAUCCCGAGGCAUCCCGGUGACCCAGAGAGACUAGCCAAGGAGAUGCUGUUGAAAAGAGCAGCUGACCUAGUUGAAGCACUGUAUGGAACACCACAUAAUAACCAGGAUAUUAUUCUGAAGCGGGCUGCGGACAUAGCAGAAGCAUUGUAUAGCGUCCCAAGGAAUCCCGGCCAGAUCCCUGCUUUGUCUAGUUCUCCAGCUCAUAGCAGCAUGAUGGGAAUCAACUCCUAUGGGAGCCAGUUAGGAGUCAGCAUCUCCGAGUCGACACAGGGGAACAACCAAGGUUACAUUCGUAAUACAAGCAGCAUCUCCCCUCGAGGUUACUCUUCCAGUUCAACACCUCAGCAGUCUAAUUAUAGCACCUCCAGUAAUAGCAUGAACGGCUACAGCAAUGUCCCGAUGUCUAACUUGGGAGUUCCCAGUUCACCUGGAUUCAUUAAUGGCUCUCCAACAGGAUCUCCCUAUGGAAUAAUGUCUUCAAGUCCAACAGUUGGCUCUUCCAGCGCUUCUUCCAUCCUUCCAUUCUCCUCCUCCGUCUUUCCUGCUGUCAAACAGAAGAGUGCCUUUGCCCCUGUCAUCAGGCCCCAAGGGUCUCCCUCCCCUGCCUGCUCGAGUGGCAAUGGAAAUGGGUUUAGAGCCAUGACUGGUCUUGUCGUUCCCCCGAUGUAAAAGAAGAGGACAUUUUGCUUUUUUUUUGUUUUUGUUUUUCAUUUUUCUUUUACAGCACAAAACUACUUAUUGUGAUGGACCACUUAAAAAAAAAAAGCACUACAAGCUCUUUUUUGGGGGAAAGCCACACCCGGAAAAAAUAAAAG
Molecule: messenger RNA, 4252 nt
Organism: Chelonia mydas (Green sea turtle)
Lineage: Eukaryota; Metazoa; Chordata; Testudines; Cheloniidae
Gene: EBF2
Product: EBF transcription factor 2
Exons: 16
Coding region: 2379-4106 (575 amino acids)
Biological process (GO): regulation of transcription by RNA polymerase II
Molecular function (GO): RNA polymerase II cis-regulatory region sequence-specific DNA binding; DNA-binding transcription factor activity, RNA polymerase II-specific
Source: RefSeq, a predicted model, not a curated record